CACGCCUUUUCACGCGGCACAAGAUCGACUACUGCUCCGAGAUCACCGCGUGCGCCGACGGCUGGCAGCCGAGCGCGGACGGCCGGGACUGCGACCCGAGCCCGACGCCCGCGCCGACGGCCGCGCCCGUGCCGGCGCCGACGCCCGCGCCGACGCCCCGACCCACGGUGGUCUGCGCGAGCGUCGCCUUCACCGCCCGCGUCGUCGCGAACUCGGCGGACGGCGCCUACUCCGUCUUCGCCAUCGACGUGGACGGCGACGGCGACGUCGACGCGCUGUCCGCGUCCGUCGACGACGACACGGUCGCCUGGCACGAGAACGACGGAUCCCAGGCGUUCGCGGAGCGCGCCAUCACCACCCUGGCGGACAGCGCCGUCACCGUCUUCGCGAUCGACGUCGACGGCGACGGCGACGUCGACGCGCUUUCGGCCUCCUUCAACGACGACACGGUCGCGUGGUACGAGAACGACGGGUCCCAGGCCUUCGCGGAGCGCGUCAUCACCGGCUCGGCGGAGGGCGCCUGGGGCGUCUUCGCGAUGGACGUCGACGGCGACGGCGACGUCGACGCGCUGUCGACGUCUCAAGACGGCGACCGGUCCGUCUUCGCCAUCGACGUCGACGGCGACGGCGAUGUCGACGCGCUCUCGGCGUCCUGGUACGACGACACGGUCGCGUGGUACGAGAACGACGGCUCCCAGUCCUUCAGCGAGCGCGUCAUUACGACGCUCGCGGACGGCGCCCAGUCCGUCUUUGCGAUCGACGUCGACGGCGACGGCGACGUGGACCCGCUGUCGGCAUCGCGAAUCGACGACACCGUCGCGUGGUACGAGAACGACGGGUCCCAGUCCUUCGCGGAGCGCAUCAUCACGACGCUCGCGGACUUCGCCUGGUACGCCUUCGCCAUCGACGUCGACGGCGACGGUGACGUGGACGCGCUCUCGGCAUCUUACCGGGACGACACGGUCGCGUGGUACGAGAACGACUGCGGCACGUCCGCGCCCUCCGCGGCGCCGUCCGCGACCCCCGCGCCGACGGCGAGCAAACCGCCGACGUCGCACCUUUUCCAGGCCACGCUGGUUGCGCACUACUCCUUCGAUGACGGCGAAGCCAUGGACGAUUAUAAUGGCUUCGACGGGACGAUCAGCGGCGCGACGGCGACGACGGGCCGCGACGGGAGCGGCGCGCUGUCCUUCGACGGGACGGACGACUACGUCGAUUUCCCGGCGGCGGUGACGGCGGACAUCCUCGGAGACGCCGCGCGCACCGUGUGUCUGUGGGCGGUGAUCGACAACUUUGACUCGCACGCGUCGAUCUUCUCCUACAACUCGAACGCCGGCGGGAAGCGAUUCGCCCUCGAGGUCAUGACGGACGCCGCGACCUUGCGCUGCAACGGCUACAACGGCGCGUGGAACCAGGAGUUCGUCGUCGCCGGCUCCGACGACGGCGGCUGGCACCACUACUGCAACACCUUCGACGAGACCGUCUGGACGCUCUACUUUGACGGCGUCGAAGCCGGCAGCUUCACGCCCUCGACCCUGGACACCGGGGCUGACUACCCGCUUUCCAUCGGAUCUCAAAUUGGCUCCGGCGGCCGCGUCCGAUACUUCACGGGCUCCAUCGACGAGGUCUACGUCUACUCGAGCGCGCUCGACGCGGCCUCGAUCCAGGCCCUCUACGACGCCGUCGAGGCCGUGGCGACCGUGACGCCGCGGCCGACGCACGUGUCCCACUCGACGCUGCUCGCGCACUACUCCUUUGACGACGGCACGGCCGCCGAGGACAGCGACGGGAACCUCGACGGGACGAUCAGCGGCGCGACGGCGACGACGGGCCGCGACGGGAGCGGCGCGCUGUCCUUCGACGGGACGGACGACUACGUCGAUUUCCCGGCGGCGGUGACGGCGGACAUCCUCGGAGACGCCGCGCGCACCGUGUGUCUGUGGGCGGUGAUCGACAACUUUGACUCGCACGCGUCGAUCUUCUCCUACAACUCGAACGCCGGCGGGAAGCGAUUCGCCCUCGAGGUCAUGACGGACGCCGCGACCUUGCGCUGCAACGGCUACAACGGCGCGUGGAACCAGGAGUUCGUCGUCGCCGGCUCCGACGACGGCGGCUGGCACCACUACUGCAACACCUUCGACGAGACCGUCUGGACGCUCUACUUUGACGGCUUUCCUUCGGCCGUGACGGCGGACAUCCUCGGGAGCAGCGCGCGCACCGUGUGCCUGUGGGCGCGCCUCGAGGAGUGGGGCAGCGGCACGCUGUUCUCGUACGACUCGAAUGAUUCAGGGGGGCGGUUCAGCGCCCAGACGGAGUCGACGAGCGGGGAGUUUAAGUUGAACGGGUACGGAUCGAGCUACGACAUCAAAAACAUCGCGGUAUCUGGAUCCGAUGACGGCGACUGGCACCACUACUGCCACACGUACGACGGAACGGACUGGGUGGUCUACUUCGACGGAACGGUGGUGCACACCGAGACCAUGGCCUUGAACACCGGCUCCGACAACUCAUUGACGCUCGGAGUGCGCUACUCGGGAUACUACACCGGCUACUUCGACGGCUCCAUCGACGAGGUCUACGUCUACUCGAGCGCGCUGGACGAAACCUCGAUCCAGGUCCUCUAUGCCGCCGUCACGGCCGCGCCGACGGUGACGCCGCUGCCGACGCACGUGUCCCACUCCACACUGGUCGCGUACUACUCCUUCGACGACGGCACGGCCGCCGAGGACAGCGACAGCAGCCUCGACGGCACCAUCAGCGGCGCGACGGCGACGACGGGGCAGUACGGGGUCGGCGGCGCGCUGUCCUUCGACGGGACGGACGACUACGUCGAGUUUCCUUCGGCCGUGACGGCGGACAUCCUCGGGAGCGCCGCGCGCACGGUGUGCCUGUGGGCGCGCCUCGAGGAGUGGGGCACCGGAACGCUGUUCUCGUACGACUCGAAUGAGUCAGGGGAGCGGUUCGGCUUCAUGACGGAGUCGACGGCCGGGGAGUUUAUCCUACUCGGGUACGGGUCGGGCUACGACUCCCGAGACAUCGCGGCAUCCGGCUCCGACGACGGCGACUGGCACCAGUACUGCCACACGUACGACGGAACGGACUGGGUGUUCUACUUCGACGGGACGGUGGUGCACACCGAGACCGUGGCCCUGGACACCGGCUCCGACAACUCAUUGACGCUCGGAGUGCGCAACUCGGGAGGCUUGAGCGGCUACCUCGACGGCUCCAUCGACGAGGUCUACGUCUACUCGAGCGCGCUCGACGCGGCCUCGAUCCAGGUCCUCUACGCCGCCGUCACGGCCGCGCCGACGGUGACGCCGCUGCCGACGCACGUGUCCCACUCCACACUGGUCGCGUACUACUCCUUCGACGACGGCACGGCCGCCGAGGACAGCGACAGCAGCCUCGACGGCACCAUCAGCGGCGCGACGGCGACGACGGGCCGCGACGGGGUCAGCGGCGCGCUGUCCUUCGACGGGACGGACGACUACGUCGAGCUUCCUUCGGCCGUGACGGCGGACAUCCAAGGGAGUAGUUCGCGGACCGUGUGCUUGUGGGCGGCGAUCGAUUCCUUCAGCAGCGACGGGGGGCUCUUCGACUACGGGUCCUACUCAAAUUAUGAGAACUUUGCGCUCCAGGUGCAUGGCACGAGCGCGAGUCUCAAAGUCCAGCUCUGGGGCGCCGACACGGACGUCGCGCUGUCGGGGUCCGACGACGGCGGUUGGCACCACUACUGCCUGACCUACGACGGGUCGGCAUGGUACCUCUACUUCGACGGGUCGCAGGCGGCGACGGCGACCGUGGCGGUGAACACGGGCUCGGACUACGCGCUCCGCCUCGGGCAAUGGACAGGGGGGGACUACCUCGACGGCUCCAUCGACGAUGUCUACGUCUACUCGAGCGCGCUCGACGCGGCGUCCAUCCAG
Molecule: messenger RNA, 3926 nt
Organism: Aureococcus anophagefferens
Lineage: Eukaryota; Pelagophyceae; Pelagomonadales; Pelagomonadaceae
Exons: 3
Source: RefSeq, a predicted model, not a curated record